AUGGAGCACCCUACAUUUGAGAAAUUGCGCGACCUACGCGAGAAGUAUCCAGGCGGCGAGCUCGCCCAGAACUACGCGCUCACGAGGCAGAUACCUCGAAGGUUUAGGAUGGGUACAGGCAGAUUAAAUAAGGGAGAUUACGACAAGAUGUGUAGAGAGGCUUUCGCUCUGGACGCCGCUAUAGUGGUGGCACGUCACCUCCUCGCCGCGGUAGCCGAUCGGUACCGCCAGAUAAAAAGCGGUAGUCCCCUGGCGCGCAUGAUCUGGGCCGACCUGGAGGAUACGGAUAGCUUCCAACAACAGCAGAGCGCGAGGAUGGCUAUCCUAGAGAGCUUUCGAGAGAAGCGGAAGGGAGAGCAGAUCAGCUUCUACUCCGUGAUGGAGAGUCAAGAGAUGCUGGAUACGCUUUGGUGCCUCCCGGCAUUCCAGCUCUGGCAUCCUACGGUAAUGGCCAAGAAGGAAGGCACAAAGAAAUGGGAAAAGACCGAGGUCGAGGACCCAGCGCUAUUGACAAGGAAAGCUCUUAUCAACUAUAGCGGCGCCGGAGACCUCGGAGCACACAUCAGCGACAGCUUCGGAAUGUUCUUGGACGGGAAUAUCGUGCAGCACUGGAAGAGCAACGAGCCCGUAGUCAUCCGCGUCUUCCACUCCAACAACGCCCAAGCCGAGGAGCCUAAGACGUGGAAGGAUCUACGCGAGAUUUGGGUCAAGUCUCAUCGGCUUCGAGAUGUCGAGGACGAGACGGGUCGCGCCACUCGAAGAUACGACAAGACGGGGGGACCUCCAAAGAGAUACAUCCUACUCGCGACCGUACGCCUAGGGGCUUGGAAGGAAGAGAACGACCGAGUACGCCUGUACGGCGCGGACGGCGAGUACGUGCACCUACCGAAGGAUACGAUCAACUAUGCUGGCAUAGAGUGGACCUUGGGUACCGUAGGAGAUAGAUAUCUCCUCUACUACCGCCUGGCGACUCUCCCUCCCGCAGUCGGCGGAUCCGGCUCGGAAUUCGUCGUCCGGCCCCCGGCACUUGGGAAGAAACAUGCUAUGAUGGUAGCGGCAGUCACGAUGAAGUCGCGAGGACAGGAGCAGUCCGAGACCGAUCGUAGACGGGAUCCGGUACCGACCCGCCCUAUUUCUCGACCUUCCGAUCCAAGUACUUCCAACGUAGGCCUACCGCUCGCGGCUCGAAUCACAAUGCCACAGGCCCGAUCCCAUACGAAUCCGAGAAGCGAAUCCCAGGGCGAGCAGGAUUGGGGGGGUAGAAGUCACGGUCGAAAUCGCCGUGGCGGUCAUCGAGGGUAG
Messenger RNA from Daldinia childiae, 1302 nucleotides. RefSeq lists its product as uncharacterized. The record is from RefSeq and is a predicted model, not a curated record. The coding region runs from base 1 to 1302 and encodes 433 amino acids. The transcript has a single exon. NCBI's taxonomy places the organism in Eukaryota, Fungi, Ascomycota, Sordariomycetes, Xylariales, Hypoxylaceae.